Styela clava is the source of this 4588-nucleotide messenger RNA. RefSeq names its product DNA topoisomerase 3-alpha-like. Gene Ontology annotation, cellular component: chromosome; nucleus; RecQ family helicase-topoisomerase III complex. Gene Ontology annotation, biological process: DNA recombination; DNA repair; DNA topological change. The record is from RefSeq and is a predicted model, not a curated record. NCBI's taxonomy places the organism in Eukaryota, Metazoa, Chordata, Ascidiacea, Stolidobranchia, Styelidae. Gene Ontology annotation, molecular function: DNA topoisomerase type I (single strand cut, ATP-independent) activity; zinc ion binding; DNA binding.
UGUCAUUUGUAUGAAUCGAACCGAACUGAAAUUAUUUUGUAUUCCAGACUGAGAUGACAUUGUAAUUAAUUGCCUUUUUAUUUUAUUGACUUGUUUAUGUAUGUUAUGAGUUUGUCAUUUGUAUGAAACGAACCGAACUGAAAUUAUUUUAUAUUCCAGAUUGAGUUGACAUUGUAAAGAAUUGCCUUUUCAUUUUAUUGACUUGUUUAUGUGGAAGGAAAUGUUUUUUUCUGGUAAUAUCUCAAUUUGUCCCAUUUUGAUAUUAAUUUGUGAAAACAGAAGAUCAGAUUCCCCCUCCACAUAUAACAAAUUUUCAAACCAAAUUUAUAUCAGGAAUUGUUUUAUUUUCUGCAUGAAUUAUAUUGCAUAGUAGGUUCAAAAUCACUUGUUCUGUCAUACUUUUAACCCAUGGGUUGUUCUAUGUUCUUUCAGUGAAGAUAAACUCUACGGAAGUGUUUAAAUAUAAAUAUUAGUAAAUUUAGCCAUUUUACAAAUUACAAUCAUAUGGUCUAUUGUAUGUUCUGCCCUAUCAUUUUUUUUAAAUACACUCAUCUUUUUUCAGCUGUUGAACAAAUUUUCAGAAAUAUACAGAAGACUGCCUUUACUUAUUUUAACUUUUAUUACGGGUAAAACCUCUUGUUCUCAAAUAAUCAUAAUGUUCACAUUUAUAUCAUAAUAUGUAGAGAAACAUUUUCUUGAGCAAAUAUAUACAGUUUUCUUUUUGUUGUGGUUGAUCUUAGUUAUUUGGAUUUUUGUUUUUGUUCAGUUAUGCAUUGUAUUCACUAGGGAUGCAAUCUCAGAACUUUGGAUAAAGAUUGUUCUGGGUUCAAUGCUAUUUUUAGUUUUUUAUAAAGGGUUUUGUUGUAUAUUUCUAAUCUUUUGUUUAAAGUGUCUAAAUUCUCUGAUAUUAUUGCUAAAGGCUCGUUGUUAUUUGAAUACACAGAAAUUUCCAUCUUUUCUGUUCAUCAUAGACUCCAUCUUCUCUAUUUUAAAAACAUAAAUAUCUCACUGGAUGGUCAAAUACGUUCCAAAAUAACCAAAUUUUAUUGUCACUUCAUAUGUUAUGUUUUAUCUUCAAAUCCAAAUAUGGAAUAUCUAAAUCCCAGAAGUGUCUUCUUUUAUUAAUAUCAGUUGAAGGUAGUGUUGUUGUAGUUAUGAGUCAGGAACUUUUAUAUUUGUGAUAUCGUUCUAUGUGAAAUGUAGCCUAUUAUAUAUACUUUGUAUAGAUUUUUUGUAAUGUGUUAUUUUCAAACUUGUUUAGCAAUCAGUCAAUGAUUUUUAAGAAAUAUUUUAGUUUUUAUGUACUUGGAUGUGCCAAGAAAUUUUAUUUGAGAAGUUUGAGUGAAAAAGUUUGCACAACACAAUAUUUUAUCCAAAUGCAACGACAAUCGUCAAAUUUUAAAGUUUUAAAUGUUGCUGAGAAAAACGAUGCAGCUAAAAGAAUAUCUGAGAUUUUAUCAAAUCGGAAUUCUCAAAGAAGGGAAGGAUACUCCCAAUACAACAAGAUAUAUGAGUUCAACUAUUCCAUGUUGGGACGGAAUUGUCACAUGAUUAUGACAUCAUUAUCUGGUCAUCUUAUGAAUUACGAAUUUACAGGCAGCUACAGAAAAUGGACAUCUUGCCACCCAGGAUCUCUUUUUACAGCUGAGAUAGAAAAACAUGUGACAGAGAAUAUGACUGGAAUUAAAAGAACGCUUGAAAAAGAAUGUCGGUCUUGUCAAGCUCUUGUAAUAUGGACUGAUGGAGACAGGGAAGGUGAAAACAUUGGAUUUGAAAUUAUAAAUCUCUGUCUUGCUAUAAAACCAUCGCUCAAUGUUUACAGAGCAAAGUUUUCUGAGAUUACUGACAGAUCCAUCAAAGCCAGUUGUCGCAACCUAGUGCGACCAGAUCAAAAUGUGAGUGAUGCUGUUGAUGUGAGGCAAGAACUUGAUUUAAGAAUUGGAGCCUCUUUUACUCGAUUUCAAACUUUGAGAUUACAGAAAGUUUUUCCUCAAGUAUUAUCAGAUAGAUUGAUAAGUUAUGGAAGUUGUCAGUUUCCUACUCUUGGAUUUGUUGUUGAACGAUAUAAAGCAAGAGAGGAAUUUCAACCUGAAGCAUUUUGGAAAAUUGAAGUUUCUCACACUAAAGAUGAUUGCAAUGCCAACUAUUCGUGGAAGAGAAAUAGAUUAUUUGAUCAACUUGCUUGUCAAGUCUUGUAUGAUCAAUGUAAAGAAGAACCAGCUGUUGCCACGGUAACUAAGAUAAACAGCAAACCGAAAAGCAAGUGGCGACCUCUUGCUCUGGAUACUGUGGAAUUGGAAAAAUUAGCUUCAAGGAAACUUCAUAUAAGUGCGAAAGAGACAAUGCAAAUUGCUGAGAAAUUAUAUACAAAGGGUUACAUAAGUUACCCACGCACAGAGACCAAUAUGUUUCCCAAGGAAAUUGAUUUAAAUCGUUUGAUUGGAGAACAAACGAAUAGUAUCACAUGGAGUGGAUUUGCUGAAAAUCUUCUCGAUAUUGGUCCGACUCCAAGAAAUGGAUCGAAGACUGAUAAUGCUCAUCCUCCCAUCCAUCCAACUAAAUGUGGAAAUGAUUUAUUGGGAAACGAAGGUCGAGUGUAUGAGUUGAUUGCAAGACAUUUUCUUGCAUGUUGCCAUAGAGAUGCAAAGGGUCACGAAACAAGUGUUGAAAUAGAACUUGGAGGAGAGAAAUUCACUGCUCAAGGAUUGAUGAUUAUUGAGCGGAAUUACCUUGAUAUUUAUAUUUAUGAAAAAUGGAAUGCAAAAACAAUCCCUGUAUAUGAAGUUGGUGAGGAAUUUGAACCAAGAAUCGAAAUGACAGAAGGCGCAACAACUCCUCCUAAUUUAUUGACAGAAGCUGAUUUGAUCGCACUGAUGGACAAACAUGGGAUUGGUACUGAUGCGACACAUGCAGAACAUAUUGAGACAAUAAAAUCAAGAAUGUACGCUGGUCUGACUCCAGAUAAAAGAUUUUUACCUGGGGAACUAGGCAUGGGGCUUGUUGAAGGAUACAAUAUGAUGGGAUAUCAAAUGGCAAACGAGUUGCGAGCUGCUCUGGAAGCAGAUUUGAAAUUAAUAUGUGAUGGAAGAGCAAGGAAAGAAGAUGUUUUGCAAAAAUAUAUUACUAAAUAUAAAGAAGUUUUUGAAGAAGCGAUAAGACAGGCUAAAAAACUUGAUCAAGCUUUGGGUUGUUAUUUUGGUGAUGCUCAAUCAGUUGAAAGUCAGAAUAUAUACAAUCCUAUGGAAAUAUCAAGUCCUGUCAGACCUUGUCCAUCGUGUGGUAAAGAUAUGGUGAUUAAAAGGAAGAAAGAUGGAGGCUUCAUGGUAUCAUGCAUGGGAUUUCCUGAUUGCAGAAAUGCUGCUUUUAUGCCAAAAUCAAUACUAGAUGCCACUGUCGAUGAAUCAAUAUGUUCAAGGUGUCGACCUGCACCAGUACAUAAAGUAAAAUUGAAGUUAAAUCGCAGCAGUAUUCCUCCAUUUAUGGAUUCAGAACAAAUUGCUUGCAUAUGUGGAUGUGAUGAAGAUAUUAAUAAUGUCUUAGACAUCAGGUUCCGACAGCUGACUCCUAAUACAAAUUCAUCAACUUACUCAAACCAAAAUAGCAGACAACCACGUGGUGGGGGUAGAGGGUCUUUCCCUGCAUCAUCCAAUCACAGAUCUGGACCAACAAGUGGCAAUCGAAGAGGUGGAGGGGGUACACCUGGAUUUUUAUCUAGGCCUGGGGGUGGGGCUGGUGCCCCGAGAGGGGGAACGAAAAGAACAUCAGGUGGACAAAAGAAAACUUAUUCCACCUCGUCCAGCAGCAGUAUGGACAGUGGCUAUUCUGGUUCAACUUCUAACAGCUCUGAAGCUGAGAACCAACCCUGCUGUAGAUGUGGAAUAAAUGCUGUACAAAGAACUGUUUUGAAAGAUGGUCCAAAUAAAGGAAGACAGUUCUAUACUUGCGAAAAACCUCGAGAUCAACAGUGUGGAUUUUUUGAAUGGUCAGAUGCAGAAUCUCAAGGCCAAAGUUCGUCUGGAGGCGCCAGAGGGUUAUAUAAUGUAAGUAACAACAACACGAGAGGAAAUCAUAGCAGAGGAAGCGGAAGGAGCAGAAACUCGUCAACCACGUCACGGAAACCACCUACAUGUAGUUUGUGCAAAGAACAAGGACAUACAAAGAGAUCUUGCCCUAACAAAUGAUUGCAGUUCGAGUUCCCAAUCUGCCAUUUUUCUGCCAAGUACCUUCACUUGCAGAUUGCCUAUAACUUACGUCCUUUUUCUUCCAUAAGUACAUAUGAAACAUUCGUAUUUCACUGUGAUUUUUCGUUGCUUAAUAUUUCCUUGCACCCUGUUUCUUAUGUGAAAGUAUGUACUUGUUGAAAAUGACAAAUGCCAGUAUGAAGAUGUUUCUAACAGAAAGUUGUUAUAUUAAUUAAACACGGCUAGCCAUUUCUUAGCUAUUUUAUGUUUACUUGUUCUUUUAUAUUCAAUGAUUCAAGGCUAAUUUUAGCACAAUUUUGUUUCUUGUAAUUUGUAUUGGAAAUUCUGUGGGAAAUGAUAAAGACUACCAGUUUAAACUGUAAGAUGGAGCACUAUAUUUCCAGAGA